This is a messenger RNA of Corticium candelabrum, 1314 nucleotides long. Its product is annotated as protein arginine N-methyltransferase 1-like. The transcript has 11 exons. The coding region runs from base 44 to 1087 and encodes 347 amino acids. Gene Ontology annotation, cellular component: nucleus. Gene Ontology annotation, molecular function: protein-arginine N-methyltransferase activity. Gene Ontology annotation, biological process: peptidyl-arginine methylation. The record is from RefSeq and is a predicted model, not a curated record. NCBI's taxonomy places the organism in Eukaryota, Metazoa, Porifera, Homoscleromorpha, Homosclerophorida, Plakinidae.
AUUAAGGCUACACGUGUUCGUCAAAGUCCUCUACUUGUCGAGUAUGGAAGUAACGUUUCCUACAGAAGAGGAGGCUGUGAGUGCUGCCAAGAACAAGUCUGCAGAAGAAAUGACGAGUGCCGACUACUACUUCGACUCUUAUGCACAUUUUGGAAUCCAUGAGGAGAUGCUGAAGGAUGAAGUCCGUAUGCUCACAUACAGAAACUCCAUCUAUUACAACAAGCAUCUGUUUCGUGGAAAGACAGUACUUGAUGUCGGCUGUGGCACAGGGAUCCUCAGCAUGUUUUGUGCAAAAGCUGGAGCAGCCAAAGUGUUUGCGAUCGACUUUUCAAGUAUCGUUGAGUAUGCAAAGACCAUUAUUCAUGACAAUGGAUAUGACAAAGUUAUACAGGUUAUACGAGGUAAAGUCGAAGAAGUCGAGCUCCCGGUGGAAAAUGUCGACAUCAUAGUCAGUGAGUGGAUGGGAUACUGUUUGUUUUAUGAGACCAUGCUUCCUACAGUGAUCUUUGCCCGGGACAAAUGGCUGAAACCGGAGGGACUACUUUUUCCUGAUAAGGCAUCUCUUCAUAUUUGUGCCAUUGAAGAUCGAAGCUAUAAGGAUGAGAAAAUAAAUUGGUGGGAGAGCGUUUAUGGGUUUGAUAUGAGUGCAUUACGCCGAGUAGCAAUGAGCGAGCCAUUGGUGGAUGUGGUUGAACCAAAACAAGUUGUAACAAGCAGUUGCCUUUUGAAGGAAAUCGAUCUUCACACUAUCACAGUUGAAGAGCUUACGUUCUCAGUUCCCUUUGAAGUCCACUGUCGUAGACAAGAUUACAUUGAUGCCUUUGUUGUAUGGUUCAAUGUUGAAUUUACUCCUUGCCACAAACGAACAGGAUUCUCAACUGCACCUGAAGCUAGGUACACUCACUGGAAGCAGACUGUUUUCUAUCUCGAUGAGUGCUUGACUGUGAAGAAGAAUGAGGGUCUGACUGGACAGUUUGAUAUGAAACCAAACGAGAGAAACAAGCGUGAUUUGGAGAUCAUCAUUGAUUAUGAAUUCAAUGGUGAAGUAGUUCAAGAGACCGGACGUCAAGUCUACCACAUGCGGUGAUGAUGCUCUAGUGUGUUGAAAAGCUAGUGUAACUUUUCCAGAUUGAAGUAAAGUGUUAAAGGGUGGCAGCUGUUCAGGGUUUGCAGCACAUGGAUGGCAUCAAUACUGAGUACAAGUUAUUAUGUACGUAAUCUGCUAUUGAUAUUUUAAUCAAUGUCAUGUAGAUGACGAUGGACCUGCAUCUUCUGUAUUGAUCAAUACACACACACUAUCCAAUCAUUUGUCAA